GCGCAAUUCAAAUUAGUUGCGGAGAAAAUAGUAAUAAUAAUAACAAUAAUAGUAAAACACUGGGAAAAGCUAUAAGACAUUCUUCUCCGGCAAAGCAUCUACCUUCGUCCAAUUUUUCCUCUUCUCUCUCCCCCUCUGCGCCCUCCCACCCCUCCCCCGACAAUACCCCCAAACCCCACAUGGAACCUCCACUUCUACCUGGCCCACCCAUUUCCACCACCAUCCCCACGGCGUCGGUAGCCGCCGGGACUCUCUCACAGCCACCACCACCGGCGGCACCAUCACAUAUCAACUACCCCAACUCAGUAGAUUCCAACAACUCCUCCUUGGACGACCACCAACAACAACCACCACACACCACAGCCACUGCCACCGGCGCCGGUGGAAAAAUCCGUCUUAUGUGUAGCUACGGCGGACACAUAAUCCCUCGUCCACACGAUAAAUCCCUUUGUUACAUUGGUGGCGAUACAAGAAUCUUCGUCACUGAUAGAAAUACUCCCCUCUCUGAUCUCUCUUCACGGCUCUCCAAAACCCUAUUAGCCGGUAGGCCGUUUUGGUUAAAGUAUCAACUUCCGAAUGAAGACCUUGAUUCCCUUAUCUCCGUUACAACAGACGAAGACCUCGAAAACAUGAUUGAUGAAUACGACCGUGUUGCGAAAGCAUCACGUAUUCGUGUUUUUCUCUUUACUAGUGAGGAGUUUGAUAAUUCGGUUGGCUCACUUUUACAAAGCUCUACAAAAUCGGAGGAUUGGUUCGUACACGCAUUGAAUGGAGCGACUUCUACUUCUACAACGACGAAUAAGGUGUUUUCUGAGUCUUCUUCGGUGAAUUGUCUUUUAGGUCUUGACGAUGAUGUUGUUGGGAAUUGUAAUGUAAAGAGUGUUGAUGGACAAUUGGAAGGAUCAUUUGUUGGUGGUACGAGGAAGAAUGAGAAAAUUAGUGGUCAAGAUGUUCAGUCGGUGCCGGAUUCACCGAUGGUGGAAACAACGUCGUCGUUCGGGUCUACUUCUUCUACGCCAUCGUUGACGAAUUUGCCUCCGAUUAAGGUUCAUGUUGAGGAGAAUCAAAGGGUUGGGGUUGAGGAACAGUUUACACAGUUAGGAGUUGGAGGUGGAAAAGUGGAGCUGAAGCAGAAGGAAGAGGAAGGGGGAUUUAUGGGUUUAACUUCACCAUCUGCUCCACCAGCUGCUCCGGUGAUUGGGACUGCGUUAUCUGUUGUUAAUCAAGUUUAUUCAGAUGAUGAGAGAUCGGACCAAGGUGUAGGAGUUGGUGUUGGUUACAGAAAUCCUGCUCAAACUCAGCCUCAGCAACAGCUACAGCAGCCUCCACACUUGCAGCCAAAGCCUGUUGUUGUUCCUUCUGAUUUGCCUUCCCCCAAUUCAGUUUCAAGUGAGAGCAGUGUGACAAAUCCUUUGUCUGGCCAAAGACAUUUCUUUUAUCAAGAAUCAGGGGGUCAAAUGCAGUCUGGGAUCAAUAGGGUUUCUCCUAAUUCGGUUGAUAUGAAGCACAGUGAUCCAAAUAAUAGGGCUCAGGUACAACAACAGCAAGUUCAGGAUGGUGGAUAUGCACUGCCAGUCCAGUAUGAUCAGCACCAACCAUUGUUGAUGCCCCAACAAUAUGUUCAUGCUAGUCAAUAUAUCCACCAUACUCCUUCAGGCCCUGUGCCAGUGACAUCUUAUUAUCCUAUAUACCCUUCACAGCAGCAAACUCAUCCUCAGCACCCUGCCCUUGAGCACCAGUACCCAGUUUACUUUGUUCAUUCUAGACCUUCGCAAGCUUACAAUUUGCCAGUGCAGCAAACAAAUUAUUGCGAGUCUUCUCAAACAAUCCCUUCUAACCAACCCCAAACACCUCCUGCACCUAGCAUGGCCGCUCCUGCAGCAGCUUACAACCAUGCUAGAAACCCUCCUGCCUCCAAACCUGAAAUGUCUGCUGGUGCAUAUAGAGCAGCAGGUGUGGCAGCUCCACAAUUGGUUCAGAUCACUUCGGGUCAGCAUCAGCAGCAAUAUGUUGGCUACUCUCAGAUUCACCAUCCCUCUCAGCCAAUUGCUCCUGCAUCAGCUGCUACUGCCAGUUAUGCAUAUGAAUUUUCUGAUCCCACACAUGCACAAAUAUACUACUCUCAGGCUCAUGCUCCUCCCCAGUUUGCUGCUCAAUUCCAAACCAUGACAUCAUCCCCUGCAGUUGGUUUACAUAAUACUUCUUCUCAGAUCCCCACAGAAAAAAAACAACCAACAAAUUAGAACUUCACCUGCCAUGAAAGGUGAGUUGCACAUGAAGAAACAAUUUUGUGGCCAUGGGUUUGAUUUAUGAUUAAUGUUUCUGUUAUAAAUGCUUGAAUUCUCAUUUGUUAUUGGUUUGUCAAAUGUAUUUGUUAUAUAGGUAUAAGGCAAUUGGGUGUUCUUUUCUUUUCUUGUGCAAUCCUUAAAGUGAUAGCGGCCUGGAUCAUACUGUAAACACUCAAACUCAUGUGAUAUCUUCCCUGUUCUAUAUAUGAAUUACGGAAUAAAUGUAAUAUAGUGAUUGAGGCUUGUA
This is a messenger RNA of Capsicum annuum, 2535 nucleotides long. RefSeq lists its product as uncharacterized. NCBI's taxonomy places the organism in Eukaryota, Viridiplantae, Streptophyta, Magnoliopsida, Solanales, Solanaceae. The coding region runs from base 180 to 2243 and encodes 687 amino acids. Gene Ontology annotation, molecular function: protein binding. The record is from RefSeq and is a predicted model, not a curated record. The transcript is spliced from 2 exons.